UUGCGAGAUUCUGGUAUCAAACUCCAGAAAGUAACAGUUAUUCCUGAUAUUGUAGAUGAAAUUGCAAAGACUGUAUGCGAUGCUUCCAAAGAGGUUUCUGUUGUAUUUACAUCUGGUGGUGUUGGUCCCACUCAUGAUGAUGUAACGUAUGAAGGUGUGGCUAAAGGUUUAGGAUUAAUACUUGAACCGCACGAAGAAUUAGUAGAUCUUCUCACAAAUCUCUUUCCCAAUGAAAAAGAAGCUCAACGUCUUGCCAUUGUACCAAGACCCUGUGAACUUAUUUAUAUUCCUUCACAAAAAAAAUAUGCAGUUAUAAAAGCAAAGAAUGUAUUUGUAUUACCAGGCUCUCCAAAAUAUUUCGAGCCUGCUGUUGAUGCAAUAGCAGCACAAUUAAAAGGAUCUAGUCAUUUACACUUUGAGUAUAUAGAUAUUAAUUUAAACGAAUUAUCUAUCGUGAAAAUUUUGGACGAACACGCGGAACGUUGGAAAAAUAAAGUCAGUAUUGGUAGUUAUCCUCAAACAAUGUCUUGUCUAACAAGAAUUACAUUAGAGGGAAAGAAAGAAGACGUUUUAGAAUUGAAGGGAGAACUUUUAUAUUCUUUGCCAAUUCAAAAAAUACGAAAUCUAGAGAAUGGGUUUACCAAUUACCAUGCAAGGGCUGUUUUAAAAGAUGCUGAUGAGCAACCACAUGUAAAAGAAGCUUUGAACGUUUUACAAGAAUGUUACGACACAUAUAAACCGGAAGAUAUUUUUAUAAGUUUCAAUGGUGGAAAGGAUUGCACACUGGUUUUACAUCUGGCUAUCACUGUUGCGAAAUUACGAAAUAUUUCAUCGUUAUUGUGUCUGUACGUAACAUCAGAUCCAUUUCCAGAGGUGGAUUCUUUUGUGGAGAGAGCUGUGCAGUAUUAUGGCGUAGAAUUAGUGAGAAAGAAAAGUCCUCUGCAGUCGGCAUUAAAAUUGUUCUUGGAAGAAAGAAAGAACUUGAAGUUCAGCCUUAUGGGAGUGAGGAAGGGUGAUCCUGGUUCAGAAAAUUUAAAGCCUUUCACACCAACCGAUCCAAGCUGGCCAAAUCUAAUUCGUAUAAAUCCUAUUUUAAAUUGGACGUACGAUCAAGUGUGGACGUUUUUAUUAAAGCACAACGUACCGUAUUGUCCCUUAUACGACGAAGGGUAUACAAGUUUAGGAACGAAAUCAACUACAGUACCAAAUCCGCGAUUAAAGGAUCCUAAUACACGUUUGCUGGGAUGGAACGUUCCUGCCGAAGAAAUAAUUCACAUACCGGAACAUUGGCUGGUCUUUCCCGAGCCGAACCCCUCCCUUCAUUAUUUAUUGGCUCUCUUGUACAUUCUUUUUACAUUCCUCGCUUUACUCGGAAAUGGCUUGGUGAUAUGGAUCUUUUGCGCUGCCAAAACAUUGAGGACACCCUCGAACAUGUUCGUCGUGAAUCUGGCGAUUUGCGAUUUCUUUAUGAUGAUCAAGGCACCCAUCUUUAUAUACAACUCCAUUAACACUGGUUUCGCUUUGGGCCACCUCGGAUGCCAAAUAUUCGCGUUCAUCGGUUCCUUGACUGGCAUUGGCGCUGCAAUUACGAAUGCGGCAAUAGCGUAUGAUAGAUAUAGUACAAUAGCAAGACCUCUCGAUGGUAAACUGUCUCGCGGACAGGUGAUACUUUUCAUAGUGUUAAUCUGGACCUAUACCAUACCAUGGGGUCUGAUGCCCGUGAUGGGAGUUUGGGGACGUUUCGUGCCCGAGGGCUUUCUUACCAGCUGCUCCUUCGAUUAUCUGACCGAUUCGAACGAAAUACGUAUAUUCGUCGCUACCAUAUUCACUUUUUCAUACGCCAUACCUAUGAUGCUUAUAAUUUAUUACUACAGCCAGAUCGUCAGCCACGUCGUGAAUCACGAAAAAGCGUUGCGCGAACAGGCAAAGAAGAUGAACGUCGACAGUUUAAGGAGUAACACGAACACGAACGCUCAAAGCGCCGAGAUUCGUAUAGCAAAGGCUGCCAUCACAAUUUGCUUCCUGUUCAUACUCUCGUGGACCCCUUAUGGUGUGAUGGCAAUGAUAGGCGCAUUUGGUAAUAAAGCACUUUUAACGCCUGGCGUCACGAUGAUACCAGCGUGUACAUGUAAAGCCGUUGCUUGUUUGGAUCCAUACGUAUACGCUAUAAGUCAUCCAAAGUACAGGUUGGAGCUACAGAAACGAUUACCGUGGCUGGAAUUACAGGAGAAACCAAUAUCGGACUCGCAAAGUACCACAACCGAAACCGUAAAUACACCACCGGCCUCGAGCUAAACUCUAAAUGAAAUUGUACUUUCUCGAAAAAACGAACGAUAGCAACGUAUUUGGUAUUCGUACGACACUUUGUUUUCACUCUGUUAAAAAUAUGCGAUCCUUGUAUAGCAACUGCAAUAAAGCAAUUUCCU
Messenger RNA from Colletes gigas, 2426 nucleotides. Its product is annotated as opsin, ultraviolet-sensitive. The transcript has 10 exons. Gene Ontology annotation, molecular function: catalytic activity; G protein-coupled receptor activity. Gene Ontology annotation, cellular component: membrane. Gene Ontology annotation, biological process: G protein-coupled receptor signaling pathway; visual perception. The coding region runs from base 523 to 2295 and encodes 590 amino acids. NCBI's taxonomy places the organism in Eukaryota, Metazoa, Arthropoda, Insecta, Hymenoptera, Colletidae. The record is from RefSeq and is a predicted model, not a curated record.